CCGCUCAUUACUUCCUAUUCAUCUAUUUGGUUUUCACAACUUCCUAUUGCUCUCACACACACUGUUUCCUCUCUUCAUCAAAACCAUACACGAAUGUGUCUCUGUUCCCCAAAAUCUCACAAUAAUAUACUCUGUUGCCGUUAACCAACUUUCCCACGUUCUGUUAAUAUUUUCUUCUUACAACGUUUUGUCAUUCGAUAAUCCGAUUCCAUGGCGCACAAAAAAACUCGUUUCCUUCUCUCUGUUUCAUGGUUUAUGAAUGACUCAUUCACUUUUUGUUUUCUUUCUCAGGUUCGGAUCAGCAUUACACUCUAAUGGAUUCAGAGCCUUCUCCGCAAGUCAAACGGAAGCAUAAAUUUGCACCACGAGCACCACCGCGUCUUGUUCCAAAGAAAGAAGUUAAAACCGAAGUAGUUGAGGAUGCUCAGGCUGAUGCGAACCAGGCUAAGGAUCUGCUGCGGCGUUUCAAUGAGAGUGCUAUGAAGGCAAGGAACAAGGUUGAGAAAAAAGUGUCAGCUUCACAAAUUGCUUUUGGUUAUGGUGGUGAAUCAACUUUGAAAUCAUAUGGUAUUGCCAGGGGUGGGAGAAAUGUCAACAUCAAUCAGAAUUCAGCAUCUAGUGUGGUGGCAGAGAAAGAAUACACAGAACCAUGGGACUAUUACAGUAAUUAUCCAGUAACUCUUCCUUUGAGGAGGCCAUAUUCUGGAAAUCCAGAGCUUCUUGAUGAAGAGGAAUUUGGGGAGGCUGCAGAGUCCAGAACAUACGAUGAAGAUGCAUCAAAUUCAGCAAUGGAGUUAGGCCUUUUGGAAAACCUAGAGGCAAAUAUGUUCUUGAUUAAAUUGCCUCCAAAACUGCCUAUGGUUAUACAAUCAACUACUGAUGGAGGCAAAGAAGUUAAUCCGAAAUCUAAACCUCCUGGGGGUUCAAAAAAAGUGGAGAAGCUUUGUGAGUUGAAAGACUUGCCAUCUGGCUUCAUGGGUAAAAUGCUGGUAUACAAAAGCGGUAAAAUCAAGCUCAAGCUUGGCAAUACCCUUUAUGAUGUUUCUUCGGGUAUGAAUUGUGCCUUUUCCCAAGAUGUGGUUGCUAUCAAUACGGCUGAAAAAAAUGUGUGCACCAUUGGGGAGAUAAGCCAACAUGUUACGGUAACCCCGGAUAUAGAUGGCAUAAUUGACAAUUUGUCUGAUUAGUGACAAAUUUAAAUCAUUUUUGUUUUCAGAUAGUUUACAUUUUACCAGAAAAGGAUAGUUUACAUUUACAAAAAAAGGAUAGUUUACAUUUUUACAUAUAGUUAUGAAUUUGUUGAAAUGAUGUCAUAAACAGUGGACUGAGAAUAAAUAAGAAAA
Messenger RNA from Vigna unguiculata (cowpea), 1343 nucleotides. RefSeq names its product DNA-directed RNA polymerase III subunit RPC4-like. Gene Ontology annotation, cellular component: RNA polymerase III complex. Gene Ontology annotation, molecular function: DNA binding. Gene Ontology annotation, biological process: tRNA transcription by RNA polymerase III. NCBI's taxonomy places the organism in Eukaryota, Viridiplantae, Streptophyta, Magnoliopsida, Fabales, Fabaceae. The record is from RefSeq and is a predicted model, not a curated record.